Pygocentrus nattereri (red-bellied piranha) is the source of this 4202-nucleotide messenger RNA. RefSeq names its product ubiquitin-conjugating enzyme E2Kb (UBC1 homolog, yeast) (gene ube2kb). Gene Ontology annotation, biological process: protein polyubiquitination; proteasome-mediated ubiquitin-dependent protein catabolic process. Lineage: Eukaryota; Metazoa; Chordata; Actinopteri; Characiformes; Serrasalmidae. Gene Ontology annotation, molecular function: protein binding; ubiquitin conjugating enzyme activity. Bases 465 to 1067 code for a protein of 200 amino acids. The transcript has 7 exons. Gene Ontology annotation, cellular component: nucleus. The record is from RefSeq and is a predicted model, not a curated record.
ACGGAUCCUUAACACAGACGAUCUCACCACCGAACAAACCCACCCGCUCAUAUGUCCAAGCUUAGCUGCAUCACAUGACACCAUCUGAACUGUGCCACUUACAGAAGAGCGAAGCGUUUCUGGAUCUCCCCUUCAGCGCCUCUAUAAUAUAACCGCACCGUCCAGUCCAGUUGGCGCACAAACGCGUUUAUUCUCGCUCUAUGUUUGAAGGCCGGGCUCUUUUUCUAGACUCUCAUUGUUGGCCGCGCGUGUGGGCCUCGCCAUUUGUUUGUUGUUUUUUUUUUUUUUGGAGAAGGGGGUCCUGUCCUGGUGAAAAAGGAAAGAGACUUGGAGAGAACUAGAGAGUGUGAGAGAGCGAAAGGGGUGAAUCCGAGCGUAGACCUGCGUGUUUUGAGGUACAGGGCUUUGCGGACUGGAGGCCAUCCCGAGCUAACUAAGCUAACUUAGCUGCGAGAACAGAAGACAUGGCGAACAUCGCGGUCCAAAGGAUCAAACGGGAGUUUAAAGAAGUGCUGAAAAGCGAAGAGACGAGUAAAAAUCAGAUCAAGGUGGACCUGGUGGAUGAAAAUUUCACAGAAUUAAAAGGGGAGAUUGCAGGACCUCCAGACACACCAUAUGAAGGGGGCAGGUAUCAACUAGAAAUCAAGAUCCCGGAGACGUAUCCUUUCAAUCCGCCGAAGGUACGGUUUAUUACAAAGAUUUGGCAUCCUAACAUAAGUUCAGUUACUGGGGCGAUAUGUUUGGACAUUCUGAAAGAUCAGUGGGCUGCAGCGAUGACCCUGCGUACAGUUCUGCUCUCACUACAGGCUUUACUAGCAGCAGCAGAGCCAGAUGACCCGCAGGAUGCUGUAGUAGCCAAUCAGUAUAAACAGAAUCCAGAGAUGUUCAAACAGACUGCUCGACUGUGGUCUCACGUUUAUGCUGGCGCUCCUGUCUCUAGUCCUGAAUACACACGCAAAAUAGACAAACUCUGUGCCAUGGGUUUCGACAAAAAUGCAGUAAUAGUAGCUUUGUCUUCGAAGUCUUGGGACGUAGAGACGGCAACAGAACUGUUGCUUAGCAACUGAGACUUCAUCAUCAUCACUAGGCCAUGAUUUCACUAACCACCUCUACCCCUUAAAAGAAACUGCUCUUUCUGCCCUAUAUUCGUCCACACACUCAUCCAAGCAUGUAGAGAUCAUCUCAAAGUAGCAGAGCUGAUCUAGAGCCAGAUUGGUCCAUCUGUAAUUAUUUUUAUGAAAUAAAUAAUUUGUAAAAGAGUAAAACCUGCCAUAGAAACACAAUACUAUUUGAGUUCAUGUCCUGGAGGACUGUAACGCUGCACAGCUUAGUGGUCCCUGCCCUAAUGCCAAGUACUUAGUAACUGAUUGACUUAUUCAUGCUCCGCCCACAGAUGCAUUCUUUUAUAAAGCUUUUGUGAGUUUAGACAAGCUUUUGACAAGCAAGGCCAAAUCACUAUGUAAUUUUGAAAAUGCUACUAAUGCCAAGCUGGGCUAUGCUGUUGUAGCUAACUGAAACUAGGCCAGUUGUAAACAAAGACACAGAACUUACCCCCAUUUUAAAGUUAACUCGAUGACACAGUAACAGGAAAAAAAACUAACUAUCCUAACAAUGUGACCUUUCACACCUGGAGAAAAUAAAUUUGAAAUAAUUAUUUCAACAAUUUUUUUAAGGUCUCCAACUUUACAACGUUAGCUAUGAAUGAACACCUGCGCGGGCUUGGCAUGAAUAAGUCGAUGAUUAAGCCCCCACCUGAGCUGAAGUGAGCAUUAGAACACCGAACACUAAACUGACCAAUGCUGCGUCCCUCAAGAAUGGAUUUUGACAUGGCUGCCAUGAUGAUGUGCAGAUAUGGCUAGUUAAGCUCUGCCCUUUUUUGAUCAUACGGUAAAAUUCUCUGCCUUUCCUCCCCUCUCUCAUAUGCUAGCGGCCUGUCUCUAAUUCAAAACCAAACGAGGAGAAGCCCGUCAUCACUGUCACUUUAGACUGUCCAAAAGAUGAAAACACCUGCUUGCAUAGGUGAAACAAUGAUACAUGAUGUAAAUAAGUAUAUUAAAAAGUUUGUGUACACUCAAAAAAACCAGCCCAGGGGAAAGUGUUAAUUUUUUCUAACUGUACAUUGUAAAAGAAAUUGCUUUAUGUUUUUAAGAUGUUCAUCUGAACAGGAUGUUGAUGUGGAUUUGCUAGAAAAACUAAGUAAAACGUUCAGACCUCUCCGAGAUUGCAGAACACUCCCCAUCUCUUCCAUAUGACUGCUGAAAAACUAAAAUGUGCCCCCCCCCCCUCCUUUUUUUUUUUUUUGUAUUAUCCUGAGAUGUGCGGUUGGUCAGAUGACAUGGUGUGAUGUUACUGCUGUACUAGAAGACUGGCAUUUAGUUUCCAACGUUUUUGAUGCGCUUCACAAAGCCUGGUACCGCUUAAAGGGAUGGUUCACUCUGUAAUGCUAAUGUUGCUAACAAUGAAUGCAAGUGAGUCUCCACAUGCUUGCAUGACAUCAUUUUUCUAAUUGUUGGCUACUCAUUGUUUAACUGCGACAUUGCCAAUGAUGCUAAUCAUCCCUUUAAUGAGGAUUGUGGAGACGGGGACAUGAAGUGACUUUGAGAUUUUUUAUUUUUAUUGUUUUCUUUGCUAUCUUUCUUUUACAUAAAGGAAUGGGAUAGGAUGCUGGACUGGUCAUUAUCUCCCAUCCUUAAAAAGGCAGCUGUAUGACCUUUGACAAAUCGACCUAAGUUGCCUCUGUUGUUGUUUUUUUUUUUUUUUUUUUUUUGGUUUUUUAAUCUUUUACUGAUGAUGACUCUCUGACAUUGGGGCAAGUGCAAGAAAGAGGACAAGAAUAUAACUGAAUAUAAUAGACUUGCCUUUUUGUUUCCUGGUUAGUCUUUUUUUUGCAGCACAAUCAAGAUUUCCCACAAUCAGUCUGUAAACUCUGGCAACUGAAAGAUGCCAAUGGGCCAAUGAAAGGGCAGGAUGGGCAGUCAUGCUGUUGAAUGGUUUUGAUUACAUGUAUUCUUUUCCACUCAUUACCAGUGGUUUGUUAAGGGUGAAUUCCAAUGUUUUUUUUUUUGUUGUUUUUUUUUUAAAGAAUUCCCACAUAAGUCAUUAAGACGUAAACGGACAUUCAGAGUAGUUGGAUGUGAAACUUUAAAAUUAUUCAUUGUGGUGGUGGUGAUGGGAACCAGGGGCCAUAUUACAGAAACUAAGCCUUAAAUAUCAUGUUUAGUCACUAUGACCACUUCAGUUAGGAGUGUAUUUAGGACAGAAGCUAUUACAGAACCACAGUUCUGAAGUUCAUAAUCUUUUCCUAAAUCCACGUAAGAAAAGUGUUCCAGCAACAUUCUAACUACACAAAACUUCCUAAAUUCUGUCUUAACUUUAAGACAACUCCAGGGGAGUCUUAACCUCUGUUUUACCUGGUCAUUUAUAUCGUUCUGUGCAGUGACAAGGCUGCAUAGUUCGCUAUAAAUGGCCAGUACUAGUAAUAAACUAUUCUGCCUGUCCCAUUUGUGUAAAAAUGAGUUUAUGUGGAGUUAAGAUUAUGAACUGGAAGAACUGUUGUUCUGUAAUAGCUUCUGUCCUAAAUCAGUCCCUACUGAAGUUGCCAUGAUGGCUAAACAGAGCAAAUUAAGGAGAAAUCAGUAGAUUCAUCUACAACGCAGCAUUUCACAUUAGACGACUCGGAAUGACUUUUAUAUCAGUGUUUUAAUUGAUGUUGAGAAAUUGGCUUUAUAGCUGAACGUUAUUCCCAAAGCAACUAGGAUAAAACCUGAUUUUUUUUACUUGAUUGUUUUAGCUUAGAAAUAUCACCACCAUGUGAACAUUUGGUAAAUUGAUCCAUCAGGAUACAAGUGACGAUGAAAUCGGAAGUGAAAAAUAUUUUUUUUUUUAGAUUUGAUACAAAUGCUAGUGGUAAUAAAGUUUCAAUUCUCUACUUGUCCCUCAAACUUUAAACUAGCAGAUCACACACUGCUCACCAUGCCCAAAGGAAAGAUAACAAAUCCUGUCUUUAGUUUUCUCAUGCACAGUCUCCGUCACUUGUACAUAAAGCAAACCCCCUUUUCUUUACGAAAAGCAUCGGUCAUCUUCAAAAUGUACCAUUGAUGGCUGGGUUUAUAUUUUGUAUGAAAACAAAAAAAAAAAAAAGAACUGUCUUCCUGUAGUAAUCACCAUGUUCAAUAUUGCACGAAGAAGCAGCAAAGGGUUAA